AUGGUUAACCCACACAGAAACCAGUACCUUGCAACGACUCUGCUACUUUCUCUGCUGAUUUUGUUGAUAUCUUCUUCAUCGUCUGCUAGACCCUUGAAUGAUUUCAGCCAGCUCUCAGCCACCUCCAACCUUGAACUUCCAAGCGACAGGGUGGUUAUGAUGCCGGAGAAGAAAGGACACGUGUGCGGUGGAAAAGUAAACAGGCCAUUGAUCCUGAACAUGCUUCCUAAGGGAACUGUUCCUCCAUCUGCACCAAGCAAAAGACACAACAACAUCAACAACUAG
Molecule: messenger RNA, 285 nt
Organism: Lathyrus sativus (Indian pea)
Lineage: Eukaryota; Viridiplantae; Streptophyta; Magnoliopsida; Fabales; Fabaceae
Source: the annotation of a GenBank genome assembly